AUGGUUCCAUGUCUCGAACCACGACCGCUCUGUAUCCUCCGCCGACAGCCCUCUACCAUCCUGGAGCAGGUGCAAGGCACCAGCUGGUCUUUCCCCGUUGACCCGAAUCUCAACCUUCAUAUUAUCCGAAGUGCGACGCUCGCAUUCACAAUGUUCACCAAGGACGCUUCGAGCAAUGACAAGGAACUUCCUCGGUCCUCAUUGAGGAACAAAGUGUCGGCAUUUGGAGCUGCGAUAAAGCCGAAGCGCAAUGGCAGCUCUCGACUGAUUGCGCCGUCGGCUCCCCAAUCGGAAUGUAGCACCCUGGUGGAGUUUGCCAUUGAAGAUGUCUUCAUCAAGGAAGAUGCCGCCUUAGAAUUCGAGACCGAAGACUACAUGCUCGACGCCGAUAACACGGCAUGGGCAAAUGGCAAAUUCUCCGUAUCCUCCUUCCCCCAAAGGCAAAAGGCCGCUCGCGCCAACCAUUCCGCUCUGACCCCGCUACCAGAGUUCCUUGACGCUGAGAAUACUGCAUGGGGCACAGCACGCCCUACCGUCUCUCAACCCAUAGCGAAAUCGCGGGGCCGGUUCCUCUCCUCCAGCCGUCCAGUACUAGGAACAUCAGGAGUGGAGCCGGAAUACCUUGAUCCCGACGACAGGGCAUGGAUGUGA
Dichomitus squalens LYAD-421 SS1 is the source of this 651-nucleotide messenger RNA. RefSeq lists its product as uncharacterized. The record is from RefSeq and is a predicted model, not a curated record. The coding region runs from base 1 to 651 and encodes 216 amino acids. NCBI's taxonomy places the organism in Eukaryota, Fungi, Basidiomycota, Agaricomycetes, Polyporales, Polyporaceae. The transcript has 8 exons.